Molecule: messenger RNA, 2582 nt
Organism: Ornithodoros turicata
Lineage: Eukaryota; Metazoa; Arthropoda; Arachnida; Ixodida; Argasidae
Gene: Tsen54
Product: tRNA-splicing endonuclease subunit Sen54-like
Exons: 10
Coding region: 130-2373 (747 amino acids)
Biological process (GO): tRNA-type intron splice site recognition and cleavage
Cellular component (GO): tRNA-intron endonuclease complex
Source: RefSeq, a predicted model, not a curated record
GCAUCAGUUUUCUUGUUCAUCCAUCCGUCCGCUUCUGCGGUUUAUCUCGUUAGCGUGGUAUGCAUGUGGCUAGCAUGUAUGUUUUUGGAUAGUUACAGACAACUACGUAAAUGAUACAGUUGCAGUAUCAUGGCAGAAGAUAAUUCAGAUAAAGUUGAGACGAAAGCUGACCCUUACAUAACGCGUUUACCCAGUGGCCGAAGCCUCUACGACGCACAGUCCAAAGAGAACCGAAGCUUCCUGCGACCGCAGGGGCAAAAGUCAUUCUUAGAUGUGGGAUCGUGGCUGGAAGAAAAGCAGAUCGAGUCACUCUGUCAGGAGCGACACGAGCUGUUGUCAGAAGUGCGAGCACAGAAACUGAACGAGCUGGCAGUUGCAGAAUGGGACUCGGACAAAAAAGCUGUUAUUUUGGUUCAAAAUAAGCGGCAUAUUUUAGAAUGCAUGGGAAAGUCGCGCGGCGACGAAACUACGCUGCAUCGGCUGGAAGCACUCUUCCUGUUGGACUCGUGUCAGCUUCAACUGCUGCGAAGUGGACUUCCGCUGAGCAUGGAGGAAGCGUACGAGCUGUUGCUCGAGGACGAUGAUGACCCGGAGCGGUACCAGGUGUACGCCCAUCUGAUUAGGGGCGGAUACACUGUUGUGCCUCACCAAGGAAGGAUCAACAUUUCGGCGUACGAAAAAGCGAUAGGCCUCAAUAGGUACAAGAUGCAAAAGUCUCGUGUCGAAGUGUCGAGGAGUGACUCGGACAGUGAUAUUGUGUGUUUAGACGACGAGGAGCUCGCGAACGACGCAGAAAAUCAAGAAUGCGAAGGGGAAGAAGAGUCCUCCGAUUCCGAGAUCGAAGUCCUCGACGUUAUUCCAGCGAAGCAGCCUAAAUUAGAACGCAGCGAAUCGGGAGAAAGUGUAAAUAGCAUCGAACAGACCGGUGCGCAAACCAUAGACGACGACCCUCCGUCAACUGUACAGAACGGAACGGACGACGCGGACGUCGUCUUCCUCUCAAGCUCCCAGUCAACGCAUCGGCCGUGCCCUCAGCUCUGCGACGGACGGACGAUCGGUGACUGUGUUGUGGUCGAGCUCAACAAAAGACCGACCCUGUUCCUCGAUUUCCCAAAGUUCGACGGUCGCGGCGCGACGUUGAACCCUCCUCCGCCGCACCUCCUUCCGCAGAGGGUGGCGCCGUCAAAAGACAGCUACGUCCUGGACGUAGACGUCAUGCAGCGAGAGUGCAGAGAGAAAUCUUUCCACGGAAGGACGACGAGUGCCAGAGAUAACGCGUCGAGUUGGAGACGGAACUUCCACCGAGAAGAGAGCCGGGGCCAAUGGAGGGCCCAGUGGACAAACGAACACGCAAGGUACGGCAGAUCGUCGUACCGCUGGGAACGUUCCUCGGAAGACAGUUGGGGGGCGGGGCAGAGCAACUGGCACCACGGACGCGACUGGGGAAACAGAGAAUGGGGACGUGGACAUCGUGGGAGGGGCUGGUACCGUGGGGCAGACAGGGGAAGGGAAGGGGAUUGGCAUCGUGGGGCGGAGAGGGUAAGAGAUUGGCAUUGUGGCUCGAUUGGGGGCCACUGGCAACAGGAGCAGCAGUGGUGGAGACAAGACACGAGGGAUUCCCAUCCGAGAGAAAGCCGUAACCGGUCGCAUGGCGAUCACGCCCCACCUCAUGGUCAUGCCCCAUCUCAUGGUUACGCCCCACCUCAUGGUCACGCCCCACCUCAUGGUCACGCCCCACCUCAUGGUCACGCCCCGGCAGAACAUCACACCCCACGGCAGCCCUCAUCCAACUGGUCUCGCGAUAGCAGACGGUGGUCCGCGGCGUCAACGUCGAGGUCUCGUUCCGGUGGAGCGGCUAGCGAGGACGACGCGUACAUCUCCCUUAUCCCCAAACUGGAUUCUUCCGUCUCCACGUGGGCGGAGUUGAAAGCCGAGGCAAGCCGCAGGCUGAAUGUCUCUACGCUGGCUAACGGGGAAGGAGCCGUGCUGUGGAGAGGGAAGGUCAAGCCUCUCGUCAUGCCCUCAAAUGACCUGUCGAUUACUGGGAUCAUGUCCCAACUAGCAGUCACAAAAGAGGUUGAUCUAGUCCAUGGGAGGAACGAGACAGGCACAGAACCCAAGACAGAUCUCAAGAUCGACUUCGACGUGUACGUGCCCGGCAGCAUUUUCAGAAAGAGCGACCCGACCUUACCGGAACACAGAGUAGUUUAUAGAAGAAUAGAGGACGGACCUCCGACCCUUUCUGACAUAGCUGCCUUACAACGGCCCCUUGCAGACGACGUCCCUCUUGUGUUUGCAACUAUAGAUUCAGGAUCCUGCUUAUUGUAUUCCAUCGAUAGUGUGUCUGUCCCAAAUUUUGCACCGAAAACUUGACAUGUUUCACCAUGCAGCUCCAUCAGUACAAAGAUUCAUGUUUCGCCUGCUGCAAUCCUUCAUAAUUCAUGAAAUAAUUGUACAUAUGAACGUCAUUUGAACGUGGAUGCAGUGUAUUGUAAAAGUUAAUUUACCAGAACUGGAUUUGUUGUAUUUGUUCUUGCUAUGUAAAUUUCACAUGUAAAUAAUAAAUUUUCUGGACAACUGCA